This is a messenger RNA of Ictalurus furcatus (blue catfish), 5276 nucleotides long. RefSeq names its product coiled-coil domain containing 61 (gene ccdc61). NCBI's taxonomy places the organism in Eukaryota, Metazoa, Chordata, Actinopteri, Siluriformes, Ictaluridae. Gene Ontology annotation, cellular component: centrosome. The coding region runs from base 743 to 2272 and encodes 509 amino acids. The transcript is spliced from 13 exons. The record is from RefSeq and is a predicted model, not a curated record.
UGUAGCUCCUCCACUAACAGCUAAAAGCAAUAACGCAUACUAUCAUACUAAAUAGUGUGCUACGAUUAGUACGGUAGUAUGCAGUAGAGGGCGUUCGCGAGAAUGUUGACGAAGGCUGUGCCGCCUCUGAUUGACAUAAAUAUAACCCAAUCAUAGGCCUAGUUUUCAAGUCUCUGGCCAAUGGGUGCUUUCGGGGGCGGGAUUUUUAAAUUCCCGGUUGUUGUGCCGCUGUUUUCAAUUGUUUUAACUGACACCAUAGAUGGAGGUUUGCUAGCUUUAAAAUGGCUUAACUAGAGUGUUGAUUUUUUUUUAAUCGUUUCUUAUUUUUUUUUUAAUCGUUUCCGGAUUAUAAGUUAAAACGGUUAAAUGUAGAUUCUUAAAUCACCCCGGUCAACUCUCGGAAACACAACAUCUCCAUCCACAACGGGUAUGUAGCCUGUUAGCUUAGCUGGCUAACAAGGUAUAAUAGCUAGCUUGGUAGAUACACAGCACUUUACUAACAUAAGUUACAUUAGAUGCGUGUUUGUAGUCAGAAUAAUAAAAAUAAUAAUAAAGAAACAAUGCGUUAUUCAUGUUAACGAUUAAAAAGACAGCGGUCUUGCUGAUAUUUUUGAGUGGCUAGCUUGAAUAAAAGUACACAGCAAGUUGAGAAAACUGGACAUGAACUUGGCUGGAAAUGAAGGUGUUCUCUAAUAAACACUUGACUAGCCAACCAGGUUACUGAAAGUACCCUAAAUUCAUCAUGGAAGUCGGCACAGUCGUCCAAGAAGAACUGAACGUCCGCGGAGUUGAAUUUGCCAUUAAAGUGGAACUGCGAGAUCGCUUACUAACGGUAGAGAUUUCAGAUGUCAUGACGGCAGACCAGUGGAGUGGGGAAUUCGAUCCAGCCUACAUCGAAGACCUCACGCGCAAAACUGGAAACUUUAAACAGUUCCCUAUAUUCUGUAGCAUGCUCGAGUCUGCAGUCAGUAAGUCUAGUGAGUCGGUAACGCUUGAUCUGCUGACCUACUCGGACCUGGAGCUUUUGCGGAACAGGAAGGCGGGUGUGGUGGGGAGGCCUCGUGCCCAGCAGCAGUCCCCCGCUCUCAGCGCUAAACGCUACCUCAUCCUCAUCUACACUGUGGAAUUUGAUAGGAUCCACUACCCUUUGCCACUGCCGUAUGUUGGUAAGCCUGAUCCUGCAACCCUCCAGAGAGAGAUCAGGGCUCUAAGGGCUGAACUAAAUGCCACGAGGAUGAGAGGAGACCGUGCGGUAUCGGACCAAGAGACCCGCCGACUGCGUGCCGAGUUGGUUGUGGUCAGAGAGGAGAAGGACGCGCUGGCCGAAGCUCUGGAGCGACUGCGGGCGGCUGGGACUGGCUCCACUUCAGGGACUCGGGGGCUCAGGGAAGCGGUGCACCGUCUAGAGGAGCAGCUUUUAAGAGAGAGAGCAAAAAGCCAACGCUCCGCAAGCAAGCGGGGUCAAGAACAGCGCCAUCUAAUGGAGCAGUUGGAGGAACUGAGGGCCUCAGAGCGAGCUCUACGAAUACGUGUGAAGAGUCUGACCACAGAGUUAGCCGUGUUGCGUCGGGGGCGGAUUACACCGGCUCUGUCCGGCCUGAGUGGGUCCAGGGGUGAGGCGGAUUUUCCACGGUCGGCCUCGAGGGAGCGCGGUGCACCCAGAGCAGGGUUGAGGGCUCGCUCAGGGUCCAGAGAGAGAGCAGAGGAUCGCAGCAGGAGGUCAGAAGAGAGGGGGAGAAGGUCGGGUUCUUCAGGCGCACGCAACCACUUCUCAAGGCCUUCACCUUCUCCAACAGGAUCUCGAGGGCCACGAUUUGACCCAACAGCUUACGUUCAAGAGCGACAACGACGCCAAAAAGAGACCGAAUUCAAGAACCAAAGGAAAGUCAGAAGGGACACGUUGGCAUCGCCGGCUCUGAACGAACGCGGUCGUUCACGGUCCAGAGAGCACGCUCCUCAGCUGAUCAGACGGGGGAGUGCCGGCCGGGGCAGGAGCACAUCUGUGGAGAGCAGGAGGAGUCGUCACUCUUCUGAAAGCUCACUGGCUGAGUUUGAGGAUCUUGCUAAGCCUUUGAAUAGCAGAGGAAGAAAACCGGCGUAUAAUGGUCCAGCUACGAUAAGAGGAAGACACGUGAACAAAAAGCCAAUGUGUAGCACUCCAACCAAAAGAGGGAGAGAGAGUUCUGUGGAUACCGGAGCAGACCUGUCUGAGAUCGACGCUCGCCUCCAGGCCCUGCAGGAGUACAUGAGAGACCUGGACACGGGACGCUAGUGAUUUGAUCCGUUAGGGUUUUAUUGCACAUUGGUUUUAUUUUAUUUAUCUGGUGGUGACAUUCAUCAGGAUGGACAAGCAUUUCUUUUAUCUCAAGAUGAUGUAUGCGAUUGUGGUUAAACAUCUUUAAACUCUGAAAACAAGAGAUUUUUAUUUUCCCCCAAAUUGACUGUUGCUUGACUUGAAGGACUCGUAGGGUCCGUGCGACUGGUUGUACACGGUGUGUGUGUGUGUGUGUGUGUGAGAGAAUUAGUAUAUUCGUAUGUACUCUAACUCUAUUUUAACCAAUUUGUACAUGUUUCAUGACGUUUUUCUACAAAAAAUUUUUUACUUUUGUCUUUCUUUGCCUAUACCUUUAACCCAUUUUCUCAACUUAUGUCCCCUUGUGGUGGCGACACGUGAUGGGAUUUUGGGUUGAUUAAUUGAGAUCGGCUCAUUUACAUAUAAAACCUUUCCACGUUUGCCUUUAAACAUUAGCACACGUAUGCAAAGGUGUCAGAAAAGUUUACAAGAUGUCCUCCCUUUAUGCCAGAUAUGAUUGAUUAGCCAAAGCAUGCUUGAUGUAUUGAGUUUGCUUUAGGACUACUGGUACUACAAGGCAAAUAUUGCUAACAAGUAAUGGAGUCUUAGAGCUUCCUGUUUAGCGUUCAAAUCACACUCACCUCAAACGACACUGCUAGGGUCAGUUAUACUAUUUGUACAUAAAAUUUCAUAAAAUCACACAAAAAGACCUCAAUGGAUAUAUAUUCAAUCCACCUUGAACUACGUCAUCACCCGAAUCGCUUCUAGAAUACAGUUUAGCCUUUACUAGGGCCAUGUCUCCUACCAGAGUCUGACGCUGUUAUGUAGAGUGCUGAGAGAGAGAGAGAGAGAGAUUCUGUUAGAAGAUUGACUGUUUUCAUCUCUGUGCCUUUUUUUGUCCAUGUUUAUAGACCUCCGUGUGUCAUCCAGUGUCAGAAAGCACUGAACCACACUGACCAACUCCAACAAUGCAUGAUGGAUUAGACAAGCGGUAGUUUCAAUACACGAUGCUGAACUGGUAGCUAUGCACUUCCAUUGUUUGUGAACAACAUUAACCUUGAAGCUCCAUUCCAAAACUAUAGUAGCAGAAGUUUUAGACGGGUGAACUUGAUUGAUUGUCGGUUUGAUGAAACCACGAAAUGGGUUUCAUUUUUGGCUGAACUGUUCCUUCAAAGGAGAAAUAUAGUAUGUAGUUUUUAUUAUUUUAUUCUGGGCUGCUAAUUACUCGAUUUCCAUAAUGAUGAAACACUAUAUGGUGACCUGUAUGCUCCACUUAAUACGGUCUAUAUUUCACUAACAAUUAUGUAAUAAGCCAUCGUUUAUUUAUUAAUUCAAAAUGUUUCGAAUUUCAUAUUUCACAAUUCUGUUAUUUAGAGGCUCUCGGGUGUAAUGAAUAAAACUCCUAGAAUGAGCACAUUAGUUUCAACCUGUGAUUUAUAGCUGCACAACUGUCAGAACUGCUGUUCUAGAAAAUUCAUCAACACGUCCUGACCAAUCAGAAGCCAGAAUGGAAGAGCACUCUGUAAAGAGUGACGAUGCAGGAUUGGUAAGUUUAAAGUGCUGAAACUGGAUGAAGGAUUCGGUUAAAGCGUUGCGGUUUGCUGUAGCCAGUCACAGCUGGCCCACAUCUGUUAAUGAGAAGUGCUGUGUGAACGCGGCUCAUCCAUCUGGCGCAACAUCUGCCGUGCCCUUCACCCUCCAACGUACGCGACAUCAUUCUGGAUAAAUCUACGGGUUUAAAUAACAUGCUCGAAAAAAAGGACAGGCUGGAGUGUGAAAAGAUUUUGAUAUUGGAAGCAGGGAUGUUUAGCGAAUGCAGUUACAUCUUCCUAGCGUUACCAUCUAAAAUACAAUAGGAUUUUAAAGGGUUGAGGUAUCAUAAGAAAACGCAUACUGUGUGUGCUUAUAUCCGUCCAUCCUUCCAUUUUCUGUACCAUUUAUCCUACACAGGUUUGCGGGGAGUCUAUCACAGGGGAUUUGGGGCACAAGGAGGCACAACCCUGAACGGGGUGCCAACCCAUUGCAGGGCAUUCGCACACACAUUCACACACUACAGACAAUUUAGAGAUGCCAAUCAGCCUACAACGCAUGUCUUUGGACUGGGGGAGAAACCCGGAGUACCGGGAGGAAACCCCCGAAGCACAGGCUUAGUGGUUAGCAUGUUUGCCUCGCACCGCCGUGGCUGGGGGUUUGAUUCCUGCCUCCGCCCCAUGCCCUGCGAUGGGUGGAGUCCAGUGUUUCCUCCACUUUAUGUUUCCUGGGAUAAGCUCCAGGCUCCCCGCAACCCUGUGUAGGAUAAGUGAAUGGAUGGGACAUGCUCCAACUCUACCUCCCUCCUCCAAAAUACAUUUGCAUAUUACAAUAUUACUGGCUCUCAUAUUUAGUGAUGCAAUAGUACUGGCCGGUCAGUUUAACAGUUUUGCCAGUGAGAUUUUCAGCACCACCUGUUUCUUAAAAUACUUAAUUUCCCUGAAGGAAUUUAAGAAAUGAUUUAAUAAUAAAAUAAAUUAUUCAUGUUUAGAGAGACUUGAUUAUAAAUCAGUACUAACUUCGUUAUGGCAAUCGUUGGUGUUGCCAACUCGUUGCUCGGUUUGAUCCUGAACUUGGGUUACUGUCUGUGUGGAGUUUCUGUAAGUGUUCUCCCUGUGUCUGUGUGAGUUUCCACUGGGUGCUCCGGUCUCAUCACCAGGGGUGUAACCCAUGAAGAUUUUUUCUUUAGCACCAAAUAAUUUUCCAUUUGUCAUUAUGUAUUUAAAUGUCAGUAAAAUAAGAUGGCAGUGUUGUCAUUUUGUAUCUUUAAUUGAAAAAGAAACCGUUUUGGUAUAUCUGCAGUGUCAUUACAUAGUUAUCCUCUGCUUAUCUAUCGUUCUAUAUGUUUACCUAUCAAAUCAUCUAUCUGUCUAAUCUAUCUACCGUCCACAAGCAUUUAUGAUCAAAUGACUGUUUCAUUAAAACAAAUUAAGUCCCCAAACCCGCCCCCCUG